Molecule: messenger RNA, 1599 nt
Organism: Lemur catta (Ring-tailed lemur)
Lineage: Eukaryota; Metazoa; Chordata; Mammalia; Primates; Lemuridae
Gene: TGFBR3L
Product: transforming growth factor beta receptor 3 like
Exons: 8
Coding region: 1-1599 (532 amino acids)
Source: RefSeq, a predicted model, not a curated record
AUGGCGGCGGCCAGCCCCACAAGGGCCAGGGGCAUGGCCACAGGCCCCCCUUCCCCACCCAGCCACCUGCCAGGGGAGACCUGGGACCCGGAUGGCCGCCGAGGGCUGAGGACAGAAAGUAGGGGCACCCACCCACCCCCGACUCCCUGCCUGCCAGCCGUGGACAGACGGGCCGUCAGGCCCCAGCCCUUCCCGCCCCGGGGUCAGCCGGCCGUGUGCGUUCCCCGGACAGACACUGUGAACGGACGACAACAGGCCGAGAGCAGACUCGCUAUUUAUUCAGUUGCCUCCCCCUCGGCCUCCCCCUCGUCACCAGCCAUCCCUCUGGACCAGGCAGAGGGCAGACCGGGCGGGCAGGAGCCUGGGGUGGCCCGGCCCAGCCCAAGGCCGCCAGGUGGCCGCCCAGCCAAGGACAGGGCCACCUGCCCACCUGCCAGGCCUGGGUGCAGCCAGGCUGGUGCCUCUGCUCUGGCCCCCAGACACCCUGACCUCGGCCAGUGCAGUAUGCUGGGCUCUGCACUCCUGCUGCUGGCCCUGCUCUUGGGGACCACCGCGUCACCCACUGGGCCACCUGAAGGGCCUCUGGGGAGGGCACCCUCACCCCCCAACCCCCCUGUUGAUGACAGCACCUACCUGCCCUUAGAAAGGGGAAGACGUGGCGCAGUGCGGAGCCUGGGUGAAUCCGCCACCGCAUCCCUUUUCCAAAGGUUGCGGCGGGGGCGAGAUGGUCGGGUCACUUUCCCUGAGAGCCUAAGGGGCAGCGCGGCCUCCCUUGUCAGUGUCGCCCUCCCUCCCCCCCCUCCCGCCCCGCCAGCACCCCAGUUUCCCGCAGCGCCGGGGCCCUGGCUGCGCAGACCGCUCUUCAGUCUGGAGCUGUCGGACGUGGAGGACGUCUUCCCGCGCCGCGCGGGGCCGCUCGAGGUCCCAGCGGACAGCCGCGUGUUCGUGCAGGCAGCCCUGGCCCGUCCCUCCCCGCGCUGGGGCCUGGCCCUGCACGGCUGCUCCGUGACGCCGUCAUCACGCCCGGCCCCGGGGCCAGCCCUGGCGCUGCUGCGCGGGGGCUGCCCCGCCGAAGCCUCUGUCGCCUUCCCGCCACCGCCGCCGCGCCCGGGUGCCACCAGCCCCGCGCGCUUCAGCUUCCGCCUGCGCCCGGUGUUCAACGCCUCGGUGCAGUUCCUCCACUGCCAGCUGAGCCGCUGCCGCCGCCGCCGAGGAGUCCGCCGGGCUGGGCCUCUGACGCCGCCCCCGCCAUCGCGGUGCCUGCCUCAGGAUGAGGCGUGCGUGGGCGCCAACAGUGGCAGCGGCGAGAGCCUGGGUGCUGACAACCCCCACCUGCACACGCUGACGCAGCCCAUCGUGGUCACCGUGCCGCGGCCGCCCCCCAGGCCCCCCAAGGUCGUCCCGGGCCGCGCCGCCGCGCGCCCCGAGCCGCCCGCGCCGGCCCCCGCAGCCCUGGAGCCCGCGCCGGUGGUGGCGCUGGUGUUGGCAGCUUUCGUGCUGGGCGCCGCCCUGGCCGCCGGGCUCGGCCUCGUCUGCGCGCACUCAGGUACAGACCUCGGCCACGCCGGGACCUCUGCCCAGCCCCCAGACUAUUCCUGA